This is a messenger RNA of Soboliphyme baturini, 330 nucleotides long. NCBI's taxonomy places the organism in Eukaryota, Metazoa, Nematoda, Enoplea, Dioctophymatida, Soboliphymatidae. The record is from the annotation of a GenBank genome assembly.
AUGAACGCUCCUCCGUCUUUUGAAUCGUUUCUCCUUUUUGAAGGCGAAAAAAAGUUAACCAUAGAGAGGGACACAAAAGUCGGAAAUGCAUACAUUUUCAUCAUCAACAAGGAAGACCACACUUUAGGGAACAUGCUGAAAAAUCAACUCCUUAAAGACCCUAAUGUCGUGUUUGCCGGCUACAAGCAGACUCAUCCGUUGGAGCAUAAAAUCGUUCUUCGUGUUCAGACGACUUCCACAUGCGAUCCCAUAUCUGUGGUAAAUAACGCGAUCACUGAUCUAUUGGCUGAGCUUUCUCUCUUUGAGGAAAGGUUUAAGGUUUGUGGCUGA